AUGAACGAAGCUACCCCAUUCCGGAUCCUUACUUUCAAGGCAUCAGGGAAGGCAACAGGAUGUAACCCAGACCUCCUUAGACCUCUACAAGUCCUUGUCGCUAAAGUCCACACAAUUGUCACCCACACCUUCGCACUUAUGAGAUACAUAUUUCUUACCAAGUUAUCACGCGAUCCAUUCUUCGAUCUUGACAAAUAUAUUACGCAAGAUAUUUUUGCUGAUGUCUCUUUGUUACUGUUUGAUCAUAGCACUGGUUUCUAUAUAACAGAAAUAACAAGCAAUAUCAGCUCUGAAUUUUGUUGGCCUUCUGUAUUGAUGGUGAAAAACUGGUCUGUAUCUCACAACCAUAGUCGUGAACCAACCAAUGGUAUAGUAUUUAGAUGUCUACUUCAUUUACCAAAUCAAAAUUGUUUCGAGGACAUGGCUUCGUUGCAGUUUGAGCAUAAUUUGUGGAAUAGAGAUCUUACUGCUGUUCUGAACUUCUGGCAUAUACUUAACCUAAUUAAACGUGAUAUUAAGACAAGCCAAAGAAGGUCUUCAGGAGGGUCGUCGUUUGAGACAAAGUCUAACAAAAAUUCAAAGAAGAUAAAAACUUUCCAUCCUAGUUAUCGCCUAGGAUUCACACAAGAUACCGUUAGUAAGCUAUUAGAUUUUAAUAAUUGUAUCGUCUUUAAUUCUUGUACUGGGUUGAAGAAGUUGAGAAAAAGAUGUUUUGCAUUGACUGCAAAAACAUAG
Messenger RNA from Phycomyces blakesleeanus NRRL 1555(-), 735 nucleotides. RefSeq lists its product as hypothetical. The record is from RefSeq and is a predicted model, not a curated record. The transcript is spliced from 4 exons. Bases 1 to 735 code for a protein of 244 amino acids. NCBI's taxonomy places the organism in Eukaryota, Fungi, Mucoromycota, Mucoromycetes, Mucorales, Phycomycetaceae.